UAGGCUGCGGGAGGACUCCGAGGGCGCCUCGUUGGUAGUCGGCCAUGGAUUCGCUUCGUAAAGCAUUAGUCGCGGUUGCAGUGCUAGGCACGGGUGCCGGCGUGGGCACCACUCUAUUUGCUCUUGUGGUCCCAGGAGAACUACAGAAGCAGGCAAUGCUGCAGGAGAUGCCGGAACGGGACUCGCGGCGCAGGGACGAAGCUGUCAGGACCAAGGAACUUGUGAUGGCUACCCUGAAGAAAGCGGCGGCCACGGAGGAGAACGUGACCUGGAGGAAGAACUGGUUGGGAGCAGUUAACAAAGGCAGCAGGUCAGCGUGACACCAGAGCUUGCAGGUGGGCGCCGGGACCUUCGAGGCUCUUCGUGCGCCAGAUUCAGAGUAACACAGGACUCUACCAGGCACAGGGAGCUCCGGUCGGUGAACGCGUUUAACGUGCACAUAGCGUGACAGGGCCGAGAUGGUCGGAUGUAUGGAACCAAAGGAAUAAAUCCAGUUCAUACGUUAAGUAAACUCACAGCUGGAUAUCUAACGCCUAGAGAGCUUGAGUGUUGGCACGAUGGGUGCAGAAGACAGGGGCAGCCGACUGUCUGCCACUCUCUCUGGAGAGUUCUAAGUCCAAUAGGUUUUCUGACAUUUCUGAACAAACAGGUCACAUGAUCUAAGUUUGCUUCUGCAACUGGCAGUAAACGACUUGCUAAAGUCUUUUUGUGUCUAUGUUGUGUGAAUGAAAAAUGAAACUGAAAACCAGUUCUCUACUUCCA
Messenger RNA from Phodopus roborovskii (desert hamster), 762 nucleotides. RefSeq names its product ubiquinol-cytochrome-c reductase complex assembly factor 3. The coding region runs from base 45 to 320 and encodes 91 amino acids. Lineage: Eukaryota; Metazoa; Chordata; Mammalia; Rodentia; Cricetidae. Gene Ontology annotation, cellular component: mitochondrial inner membrane. The record is from RefSeq and is a predicted model, not a curated record. Gene Ontology annotation, biological process: mitochondrial electron transport, ubiquinol to cytochrome c; mitochondrial respiratory chain complex III assembly. The transcript is spliced from 2 exons.